AGUUCAUUCGACGAGCGUCGAAAUCUGGCCACGUCACCCUUUUCCAUCCGACUGGGGAUGACCAUGCUGGCCAACUCCGUCACCGAUGGGUACACCUUGAAGCAGAUGACCGAUAAAUUGCACCUGCCAAGUUCCAUUGCCAGAGCUUCCGAGCAAAACCGCCGCAAGUUGAUGGUGCUACAAAAGGACAAACACUUCUCGUACGCAACGAAGUUGAUUGUUCUCGGAACCGAAUCCCUAAAUCCCAAGUUUCUGGCCGCUAUGCACAAUUUUGACACUCCGGCAGAGCGACAUCCUCUUUCGAACUUGAAGUCCAUUCCAACUCUGGCGAAUCGUUGGGCGAAGAACAUGACGUCCGGUAUGGUCAGCACCGUACUCAUGGACAACGAACUGCUUCCGGACACCAGAAUGAUCCUGCUUAGUGCGACGGCUUUUGCAAGCAAGUGGGAAAAUCAGUUCAAUGUGAAUGUGUCCAAAGUGGAGAUGUUCAGCGCGUACACCACGGGGAAACUCUACAUGACCAAUUUCAUGAACUUGGAGCAUACGCUGCUUCCGGUGACCAUGAAUGAAGAUUUGAAAAUGAAAGCGAUUGAGCUGCCUUUCGAAAAAGGCAGUGAUUAUUCCUUUAUGAUCAUAAUGCCCCUGGAUAGGGAUGGCAACAUGACGGAAACGGUGGGCAGAUUGAAUCACAAAUCAUUCACAAAGCUCUACGACAGUCUCGUUCCGAUGAGAAUCUCUGUGAAAAUGCCUCGCUUCAAGGUGUCCACCGGUGUAAAUGUGAAUUCGGUCCUGAAGAAGCUACACCUGACUGCACCGUUCCAGUGGAGCACGUUCCAAAUUUUCAGACAGGAAAAGCUAACCCUGGACAAGGUCAAGCAAAGUGUAACGGUUCAGGUGGACGAGCAAGGAGUUCGGGCAGCCGCUGUCGACGCGUACGUCAUGGUCACGAGGAGUGCCCCAUUAACAUUCCCAGCUGAUCGUCCGUUCGUGUUUGCCAUUUUGAAGAAAUCGGUGCAUUUUCCGCUGUUUGUAGGACACUACGCAUAUCCAGCAAAUUCGUUACCGAUUAAACCUUAAUCAGUGUAAGUUAACUAGAAAUAAAUGUACGUUUGAGAUGUAAUGAAA
Aedes albopictus (Asian tiger mosquito) is the source of this 1125-nucleotide messenger RNA. RefSeq lists its product as uncharacterized. The record is from RefSeq and is a predicted model, not a curated record. Bases 58 to 1077 code for a protein of 339 amino acids. Gene Ontology annotation, molecular function: serine-type endopeptidase inhibitor activity. Lineage: Eukaryota; Metazoa; Arthropoda; Insecta; Diptera; Culicidae. The transcript has 2 exons.